AUGCUAUUUUAGUUAGAAAUUUAAUUAUUACUUCAUCAGCAAUUCAAUUAGGUGACAAAAUCUUUGGUUCAGCAAAAUGUUGUUCAGAUCUUAGUUCAUAUAUAAUAUCUCAAUUUCUAUUAGAUGAUGGAAAUGCAUAUUUCUGGCCAGGAAAGGUUUUGUUUUAUUUUACACAUACAAUUUAUAUACCUAAAAGAUAUAUUUUAGGAACAGAAAAAGAAAUAAUACCAAAUAAUGAAAUUAUUGCUAUAGAACACAAAUUGUGUUAUAUUGAUUGGUAUAUUUAUAGCAUUAAAUGUGAUUAUUUUCAUAUUAAUGAAUAUUCUGAUAGAUCACAAACAUGGCAUAGUGAGCAUCCAGAACUUUUUAAUGUAGAACUUUGGGAGGACAAAUUUUUAGCAAAGUCCUAUGAGUCAUUUUUGCCAGUUCAAAGGAUUUACUGCAGAUUU
Entrophospora candida is the source of this 449-nucleotide messenger RNA. NCBI's taxonomy places the organism in Eukaryota, Fungi, Glomeromycota, Glomeromycetes, Entrophosporales, Entrophosporaceae. The record is from the annotation of a GenBank genome assembly.